CACACCCGCCGUUUCCUAGGAGAUGAAACACACAAGACGCCGGAGCUUCACACCCGAGCAAAGGAGAUGAACCGGUAUACAACCAUGCGACAGCUGGGAGAUGGCACCUAUGGGAGUGUGCUGAUGGGCAAGAGUAAUGAAUCUGGGGAGCUGGUGGCCAUCAAAAGGAUGAAGAGAAAGUUCUAUUCUUGGGAUGAAUGUAUGAAUUUGAGAGAAGUUAAGUCUCUGAAGAAACUUAAUCAUGCCAACGUGAUUAAACUAAAAGAAGUUAUUAGAGAAAAUGACCACCUUUAUUUUAUAUUUGAGUAUAUGAAAGAAAACCUCUAUCAGUUAAUGAAAGACAGAAACAAGUUGUUCCCUGAGUCAGUCAUCAGAAAUAUUAUGUAUCAGAUAUUGCAAGGGCUGGCAUUUAUCCAUAAACAUGGUUUUUUCCAUAGGGAUAUGAAACCAGAAAACUUGCUUUGUAUGGGACCAGAACUUGUAAAAAUUGCUGAUUUUGGACUUGCAAGAGAAUUGAGGUCACAGCCACCAUACACUGAUUAUGUAUCCACCAGGUGGUAUCGUGCUCCUGAAGUUUUAUUAAGAUCUUCAGUUUAUAGCUCUCCCAUUGACGUGUGGGCUGUUGGGAGUAUAAUGGCUGAAUUAUAUACAUUAAGACCACUUUUCCCAGGGGCAAGUGAGGUUGAUGAAAUCUUUAAAAUUUGCCAAGUUUUAGGGACUCCAAAAAAAAGUGACUGGCCCGAAGGGUACCAGCUUGCAUCCUCGAUGAAUUUCCGUUUUCCCCAGUGUGUUCCUAUAAACUUAAAGACUCUUAUUCCCAAUGCCAGUAAUGAAGCUAUUCAGCUUAUGAUGCAAAUGUUGAAUUGGGAUCCAAAAAAACGACCAACAGCAAGCCAGGCAUUGAAACACCCGUAUUUUCAAGUUGGUCAAGUAUUAGGUCCUUCCUCACAUCAUCUGGAAUCGAAACAGACUUUGCAUAAACAGGUGCAACCACUAGAAUCGAAGGCACCUUUAAUUGACCUAGAACCUAAGCCUCUUCCAGACAUAAAUGAUCAGAGUGCCAGGCAGCUGCAGCCAAAACACAGCCACCAGCCACUGCAGUCCAUCCAGCCGCCCCCGAACACGAGUGUCCAGCAAGCGCCAAGCCAGCAGAGCCAACAGAAACAGCCGCAGACGCUGUUUCCAUGUAUCAUCAAGGACAUGCCAACCAAGCCAAGUGGCGUGCUGGGGCAUAAAAGCGCUAGGAGGCGUUGGGGUCAGACUGUGUUCAAGUCUGGAGACAGCUGGGAAGAGUCUGAGGACUGUGAUUUUGGAACCUCCCAUUCCAAGAAGCCAAGCAUCAGUGUUUUCAAAGAAAAGAGGAGAAAAGAUUCUUCAUUUCGGCCCCCAGAGUCAGUGCCCUCAGGCUCCAACCACUCAGCAGGGGAAAACAAGAGCUUACCUGCUGCUGUUUCCCUAAAAUCGGAAUCCGAACUGUCAACUGCUUCAACAGCUAAACAGUACUACUUGAAGCAAUCAAGGUAUCUUCCAGGUGUGAACCCUAAGAACGUGUCUUUGAUAGCCAGUGGGAAGGAUGCAGAUCCGUAUACUUGGAGUAAUCAGUUAUUUCCUAAGUCGUUGAGACCCAUUGGGGCAGGACUUGCUUUCAAAAGGAGUAAUGCAGGAAAUCCUGGAGGUUAUGCUACUUACAAGUCAGGAUAUGUCCCUUCCUUUCUCAAAAAAGAAGUGGGGUCAGCUGGCCAGAGGAUACAUUUAGCACCUCUCAGCGCAACAGCUUCAGAAUAUACCUGGAACACAAAAAGUGGUCGGGGGCAAUUUUCAGGACCUACUUACAAUCCUACAGCCAAGAACCUAAAUACCAUGCACCGUGCACAGCCAGUUCCCUCAGUGCAUGGAAGGACAGACUGGGUGGCCAAGUAUGGAGGCCACCAGUAGGAAUCUGGUGCGAAGCCCCGUAGCAUUGCCCCGGAGAGUCCUCUGCCCUGGGGACGACCUGCAGAUGUCUACUUCUCCUGAGUUCUGGAAGGACUAUAUAAUAGUGGGUACUUGGAAGAGCAAAAACCAACUCCUGUUUUCUUUCCUAGAAAUGAAAUGCAUUUUCUUGGCUUCAUUUCCCAUAUUUGGGUAGGGCUGAUAUAUGGGUAGGACUUUACAAAGUAUUGAAUAAAAAAACUAUUUGCCAAAG
Molossus molossus (Pallas's mastiff bat) is the source of this 2185-nucleotide messenger RNA. RefSeq names its product male germ cell associated kinase (gene MAK). Gene Ontology annotation, cellular component: nucleus; cytoplasm; cilium. The record is from RefSeq and is a predicted model, not a curated record. Gene Ontology annotation, biological process: intraciliary transport; cilium assembly; intracellular signal transduction. The coding region runs from base 67 to 1935 and encodes 622 amino acids. NCBI's taxonomy places the organism in Eukaryota, Metazoa, Chordata, Mammalia, Chiroptera, Molossidae. Gene Ontology annotation, molecular function: protein serine/threonine kinase activity; ATP binding. The transcript is spliced from 14 exons.